Molecule: messenger RNA, 2271 nt
Organism: Geodia barretti
Lineage: Eukaryota; Metazoa; Porifera; Demospongiae; Tetractinellida; Geodiidae
Source: the annotation of a GenBank genome assembly
GAUCGUGCAGCAGAUGAUGAUUCCCUGGUCUACACUGGACGUGCAUUUUCCUACGGUAGUACAACUGGUAUCAGUUUAUCUUUCCCAGCAGGAGAGUGUGAGAAACCUGUGGACAUUUCAGUCCAAGUUGCCAAUGACGACUACAUCCUGCCAUCGGGGUGUGACGAAAUGCCAAUAGUGAGUGAUAUGUACAAAAUCACUGCAAGUGAUGCAUUCCUUGUUCCAGUGACUUUACGUAUGAACCACUGUGCUGUAAUGGAAGAGGAAGAUUCUCUAGUUUUCAUUGUAGCACAUGGCUCCCCGCCACACCGAUUCAACCUCUUGUAUGGAGGCAUUUUUCCUCCUGAUGAAACGUAUGGGGAAAUAAAAUUGAAAAACUUCAGUAUUUUAGCAAUACUUGCCCAUAAAUUGGGAUGGAGAAUGUCGCUAUCCGUACAGGUAUUUUAUCACAAGAACAACACUGCUGCAACUUUUGUUGUCACAAAAAAUACACCGUCACUCAUUCAAGCUGUCAAAGAAGAGUAUUCUGAUGCUGUUCCAGGAUCAAGCAACUCAAUAUUGUGCGACUACACCACAAGAGCAAUUACCCUCUCAAUACAAGCGAACCCACAGGCUGGAUGGAUUGUUGUACCGGAUUUUGAUCCUCCGCAGAUUUUAACGCGACUAAUUCAAGAAUACAGGGAGGGGAAAACACCACCUUGCAUACAAUUGAAUGUGAAAUGGACAGGGCAAGGGAAACCAAAAGAAGAGGAACUGAAAAUUAGAGUACACGGAUGUUCAAUUAAAUCUUUCACCCUUUUCAGUAAGCAUUUCAUUCCAUCAUCUAUAGCAACUCAGUUACAAAGCCAGCACCAACCACUAGUCCUUGGACUCCAGUCUACUGCUCCCCUGUCACCACUGUCUUCAAAUGCCUCCUCUCCGCCUCGCACUCCAAGAGAAUCACAUGCAUCCCUUGCACAACCAACAGCCAUCCUUGUAAAUGACCAAGAAGCCACAAUCUCAGAGGAACGGCCAGAGGAGAAAAGAGAGGCUGGUUUGGGCAGCCCUGAUACCACCAGUGGUGACAGCAGUACACCCAAGCUUUCUCCCAUGGCAGAAGAAAAAACUUCCAUCCCUGUGUCCUCCAAGUUAAGACAAACAGGAAACCUAGUGACUACACCAAAGCUGCUUAACUUCAACCACCCACAGUUUUUAAACUUUGAUACAACAUCAGCUACUGAAGGAGAGAGAACUUUUGAUGGAUGUCUUCUUCCUGAAUCUAUGACUCUGUUGUCCACCUUAUCUGACUGCACUAGUGAGGGAAGAAAGUUCACAGACGAGGCCAACGACUUCAGUCUGGACAUCCCAGAGGGAGCCAUUGCUGAGGGAGAGAGGCACACUGUUGACGUGGGAGCCGGUCUCUUUUGCCCAUUCCAGUUCCCAGAAGGUCUGAGACCUGUGUCUCCCGUGUUCUGGGUCUGUGUCCGUGACAAGAAGAACUUCCAGUUCUCCAAACACGUCCCAGUCACCAUCCCUCACUUCCUUAACCUUGAAAAUGAUGACGACGUCCAAUCUCUGGGUCUUACAUUUCUCAAAGCAGACCACGACAAGAACUCUGAGGGGCUGUAUGAAUUCAACCCAACAGAUGGAGAGAUGGACUUUCAAACUUUCAAAUCACAUGGAAUUCUUCGAACAUUGCAUUUCUGUUCCCUUUGUAUUGCCGCAAGAGACAUACCAAAGAGCCUUGAAAAGGCAUUGUUCUGCAUUACUGCCGUUCUUCCACAAUUCUCAAUACCCGUCGGGAAAAGUAUUAAUUUAUACUUUCUAAUCACUUUUCUGAAUUUAAAAACUUGCCUCAAGAAGGUAGACGAUAUAAUAGCAACAAUGGAGUUGGAUGGACAUAACACAAAACAGCUAAAAUUUCAAUUCAACACUAACACCAGAACUCCCGCACUAGAGAUGGUUAUAACACAACCAAAACACGGCAAAAUUGGAUUAUCAGGAAACACAAAGGUGUUUCGCAGUGAGGUGGAUUUCUUUGUGAAAAGAAGGCUUUCAGAGGGAGAACUAAACACUUUGAAGAGUGAUAAGUUCUACCCUCCACGAUUUGAGGGCUACUUUGCUUCUUUCAGGGCGAAUGCAACACUAGACGACGGCAAGAUUGUCUUCAAAGGCGCCACCAGUGACAUUGUGUACGACGUACACCUUGAUUGUCCUACUGCCAUUCCUGCUAUUAAAGAAGCAGUGGAUGUGAGUACACAGACCGAGAGCCAGCUCCUACUUGGUAUGUGA